CAAAGUUAGGUUAUGUUAGUUUUCAUUUUCAUUUUCAUUAACUAGUUUAAUGUAUUUCGUGGUUUACUUAAAAGUUAAUUCGGUUUACCAUAAUCAUUAACAAUUCUAUAAUAUUUCAACAACCUUGAAAUUGUAUAAUCCUAUAAUAAUAAAAUAAAGUUUGUGAAUGCUAAUGUUUGAUAGUAUAAUAAUGAAGCACUACCUAUGUACUACAACUGCUGUAUUCGGUGUUAAUACAAUAAUCAUGUAAAUGAGUACGAAAAAUUGAAGAACUGUAAUUUUUGACUUUUCGAGUAAAAUAAAAUUUUAUGUAGCUAUGGCGUUAGUAGAGGGUUUUGGUGGUGAAGUUAAUCAGUUUUUUGGUGUACUGUUCGUUGUUGUGCUAAUCGUAUUGAUAUGGAUGACUCCACAAGUGGACGAAAUGCAAAUAUUUCGUGAUGAUGUUUUUAUUUUGGAAAGGCGUACAAGAAGACGACACCAUGAUGCUACAAGGGCUGCACCUUUAGUUCCUAAUCAAUCUAUUAGCGAACAAUCAGCAACGGAAACCGUUCCAUUAAAUGAUGUGAUUCAAACAAAUUCAACUUUAAGCAAUGAUAAUCCUGAAAAUAAAAAUUAUAAUCCUGUUGCUACAAAAAGUGAUGUGACUGAACAGUUCAAUGAUACCAAUGAUAUUGAUAAUGAACCACAAAUAUAUGAGGACUCUAUAAGAAUACGACUUAAGUAUUUAAAUGACAAUUGUCGUUUAGUUCAAGGCAGGUUACAAGAAACUAUUGGAGUUUUCAAAAGGAGACAUUUUACUAAUGAGUUAACAUCCAAUAACAUUAUUCAUUUGAUAUUUCAAGGAAAGGUAUUACAUUAUGAUGAAGCUUCACUGAGUAGUUGUGGUCUUCAUGAUAAUUGUGUUGUACUCUAUUCUAUACAUCAGCCACGUCCUACAGCUAAUGCUCAGCAAUCCCCUGAUCCUGUAAACCAAGAUACUGCUGAGCAACCACUGCCAAACACUAUACGUCAUGGUCAUCAUCAACCUUGGGGUCCAGAUCAACUUGAAUGGAACUUUGAAACAUUUUUAACUGCUUUAGACUCAUUAUGUAUGUCAUUAUAUGUUGCUAACUUUCUCCAGUCUCAAACAUCGUUCUCUACGGGUACACAGGCAAUAAUAACUGCAAUUUUUUUUUUCGCCAAAUUUUUAACUGAUUUGAUUUACAAUGAAGAGUAACAACAUCAUCUACCACAAUUAAAACACAAUUAGUUUUAUAUUUCAAUACUUCAAAUCAAAGUAAGCACAAAAGCAAAUUUCAAUAUAUUUUAAAAUGUAUGUAAUAAGAUUGUAUAACUACAUGGUUUCCAAUUUAUACAGCUAAUAUUUUAUUUUUAUUUGUUUUACCAGGACACUAAAUAUUAUUUUUAAAUGAUUAAACUAUUACUCUAUAUAAACUAGUUGAAAUUUUUAUACAUGUUGUA
Molecule: messenger RNA, 1461 nt
Organism: Acyrthosiphon pisum (pea aphid)
Lineage: Eukaryota; Metazoa; Arthropoda; Insecta; Hemiptera; Aphididae
Product: transmembrane and ubiquitin-like domain-containing protein 2
Exons: 4
Coding region: 317-1216 (299 amino acids)
Biological process (GO): ERAD pathway
Molecular function (GO): protein binding
Source: RefSeq, a predicted model, not a curated record